GCUCCUCUCCAAGCUUCCCCUGUGGCUCGUGAAUUCUCACAUAGAGCUUAUUCAAUACGUGGGGGCGAGUUAAGAGAAUGGCAUAUCAGAAGAUGCCUACUUCGAUCAAGUAUAAUAAGCAGGCCCUCUUGGCAGGGCUUGAAGACGUUGCCUUGAUGAAGAACGUAGACGACACUCACAAGCCCGAUGGCCGGACGUUCGAUCUCAAGCCUGUCAUGGGCGUCAUUGAGCAGAUCUUUAGACAGACUCCUCCUAAUAUGCUGACUGCUACUUCACAAGCUGCGGUAGCCACAGAAGACAAAGCAGCAGAUCAUGCUUCAAUAAGGUUUGAUGCUCUGGGUGGACUGUCUUACACCAUCCAUAAGAUCGCUUGCGAGAUAACAUGCAAGUGCUCGGGAGGCACCGACUCCCAUGCGACGACGAUGGAACUGCUCAGCGGCACACUGAGCGUCUAUUCUUGGGAGCGAAAGGUGGUACUCGCCCUAGCUGCCGCCGCCAUGAGCUAUGGAGAGUUCAGCCUCACUGGCCGGCUCUGUGCAAUCAAUUCCCUUGCCAAGUCUGUAGCAGUACUCAAGCGGCUGCCUGAUGUGGUAGAACAAGUCGACGCACUCAAGCCGAAGUUUGAUGCAUUGAACAACUUGAUCAAGGCAAUGCUGGAGACGACAAGGUGCUUAAUUGAGUUCAGUCACCUGCCUUUGGACUAUAUCUCCCUGGAUGCUCCGGCAAUGGUCACAACCCAGUGUCAUAUUCCAACUGCGGUCUACUGGAUCGUCAAUAGUGCGGUAACAUCAGCGGUUCAGGUUGUUGGUCAGACCAGCAUGAGGCAUGAGUACCAUGUUUCUGAGGCUUGUGAGCUUUCUAGCAGCUUUUUGGCUCAAAAGGUGAACAGCAUCCAUGGCCUCCUAAGCAAGCAAUUGGAGAUAUGCAUGCAGAUCAUAGAUGAGAAGAAGUCGGUAGAAUCCUUUAGAACACUUGAGCAUCUCUUCCAAACAAACCACGAUGAUAACAUGGAGAUUAUGAAGCCCAUUUUCCCUUCAAAGGAUGGCUGCCCCUUCAUCCAGAGUUCCGUUGAUAAGGUAAAUGUGGAGACAUUGCGCUGGAAGAUCGUGCUAUUGUUGUUUUCAGACUUACAAAUCAGGGAGGAGGGGCAGCUAACUUUUCUCAGCCAUUUCUAUGAAGCCUUCCAUGAAGGCCUGGAGACCACCUUCGAAAUAGUCUGGGUUCCUAUUGUGGACUCAAACGACGAUCUCAUCAAUCUGCAGGAAAAGCAUGAGAAUACCAUAUUGGAGGUGGCAGCUGAAAUGCCAUGGCUGACAGCGCACCCACCGCCACACCCGAACUCCACGUUUCUGAAAUACGUACGCAAGGAGUGGAAAUUUGAGAACAAGCCCAUAUUGGUAGCGCUGGAUGGGCAGGGGAAGGUCACCAAUCCGAACGCCCUGUAUAUGAUAAACAUAUGGGAAGACGGUGCCUACCCUUUUUCGACUGCGAGGGAGGAAGCACUCUGGAAGACGGCCACUUGGAAGCUCGACUUUAUUGUCCAUGGCGUCGACAUCCCUGAACUGCGUUCACCGAUUGGGGAGAAGAAGCAGAUAUGUCUGUAUGGUGGAGAGGACAUCGAGUGGAUCAGGUCAUUCACGAGCAAGAUGAAGGAGAUCAAGAAGGUGGCAGGGAUCAGCAUGGAGAUGGCCUAUUUGGGGGUGCCUCACCCGAGGGCAUCUACCACCAAGAAGAUCGUCGACACGGUGCUGAGGGAGAAGAUCAGCGCCUCCUACCCCUCGGAAUCCAUCAGAUUCUUCUGGACGCGCCUCGAACGCAUGCUGCACUCCCUGAUGCAGAGCCGGAAGGGGCCGGAGACGGACGGGUUGCAGCAGGAGGUGAUCACCCUCCUCACCUAUGGCGACAGCGGCCGCGGCUGGGCAGUCUUCGCCAGCGCCGGGGACGAGAUGGUGGUUGCCGACGGCAAGGCCUUCCUCCACGGGUUCACCAACUUAGGCUAUUGGAAGGAUGAGAUCAUAGAGAAGGGCUUCCACGGGGCGCUGCAGACCGGCCUUGACCUCCUCAAGUCCCCCGACCACUGCCUCAAGCUCGUGCUCCCUAGCAGCAGCAUCGUCCACCACGUCGCCUGUCCCGAGUGCAGAAAGAACAUGAAGACUUACCUCCUUCUCAAGUGCUGCGAUGAGGAGCUCGUUCCAAACACUGCCGCCGGCGCUGCUGCUGCUACCGCCGGUCCUGCCCCAGAUGUCGACUCUGGACCUGUCGGUCAGAAAAGGAAGCAGGACCAAAAAGCGUAUAUUAUGGCAGGCGAGAAGGAGGCAAGGCUCCUGGGGCGCUGAGGCCCAAACGGUUCGCAUUGAAGAAGUCAUAAAGAGUUGCCGUGCUCUGUCCCGUGAUCGUGUUUGAAUCCUCCUGGUGGAUCUCCUGUGACCUGAGUACUUUGGUGCUUGAUUUGCAGCCUUCUUCUAAUCUCUCUUAAAACGGAUUUGCAUUUUUAUAAUAUAAUGUAAUGUGCCUGCAAAGGUAGCUUUCUUA
This is a messenger RNA of Nymphaea colorata (pocket water lily), 2532 nucleotides long. RefSeq names its product protein SIEVE ELEMENT OCCLUSION B-like. The transcript is spliced from 7 exons. NCBI's taxonomy places the organism in Eukaryota, Viridiplantae, Streptophyta, Magnoliopsida, Nymphaeales, Nymphaeaceae. Gene Ontology annotation, biological process: phloem development. Bases 78 to 2336 code for a protein of 752 amino acids. The record is from RefSeq and is a predicted model, not a curated record.